AUGACGUCGCAAUAUUUCGCUCCACCCGGUGGUGGCCCGGGUGGGGCACCGGGGACGGUUUCUGCAUAUUUUGCUGCGCCAGGUGCUAGGCCUACUGGUGGUGGCGGUGGAUACUGCGCACCGCAAAUGAACGGCCCCGGCGGUGGUGGCGGGACUACGUCUGUUUAUUUCGCUGCACCAGGAACAGCAGGUGGUGCCAGUGUGGGAACAGUAUCGGCAUAUUUUUCACCAACCGUGCCUGGAGCUAUGGGUGGUGGUGGUGGCGGUGCUGCUGCUGCUGCUCCACCAAGACCUGCGCCAGGUACGCUCACGCUUCUUCAAUAA
Messenger RNA from Gongylonema pulchrum, 324 nucleotides. The record is from the annotation of a GenBank genome assembly. NCBI's taxonomy places the organism in Eukaryota, Metazoa, Nematoda, Chromadorea, Rhabditida, Gongylonematidae.